Bombyx mori (domestic silkworm) is the source of this 3013-nucleotide messenger RNA. RefSeq names its product inhibitor of growth protein 5 (gene Ing5). The transcript has a single exon. Gene Ontology annotation, cellular component: nucleus. Gene Ontology annotation, biological process: regulation of DNA-templated transcription. Bases 251 to 1075 code for a protein of 274 amino acids. The record is from RefSeq and is a predicted model, not a curated record. NCBI's taxonomy places the organism in Eukaryota, Metazoa, Arthropoda, Insecta, Lepidoptera, Bombycidae.
AAACAUGGCAACAUUGAAAUGUUCGCUUGUUUGAGCUUGAAAGAAAAUUGCAAGUGAAUUGUAAUGAAGUGUUCUUAGAUUUUGAAUUUUAAUUAUAAAACAAAAGAGCAUUAGCAGUACCGUAUAGUUAAGUUUAUGAAUAGUGAUAGAAAAUAUUUUUCUAGACAUACCUAUAAGGUAAACAUUUGAGUUUUCUGUUAAACUACUUUCAUUUUAUCGUCAAAGUGUCGCACGCACAAAUUUUAUCAAAAUGACUUCUGCUCUUUAUUUGGAGCAUUAUUUGGACAGUCUACAGCACUUGCCGAUUGAACUGCAAAGAAACUUCAAGUUGAUGAGAGAUUUGGAUGACCGCGCUCACGGGUUAAUGAGAACCAUUGACCUUAUGGCCGAUGAGUUGCUUCCAAGUAUUCCAAAAAUGGAUGAAGAAACAAAAAAAGAAAAGGUGAACACUAUUCAAGGAUUAUUCAAUAAAGCUAAAGAGUAUGGAGACGAUAAAGUGCAACUUGCAAUUCAGACCUACGAAUUAGUAGACAAGCAUAUACGUAGACUUGAUUCUGACCUCGCGCGUUUUGAGUCUGAAAUACAAGAGAAAGUAAUGAGUGCUCGUGCAGCUCAACAGGCUGCUGCAGAUCAGGAAACAAAUCCGGCCACAGCUAAAAAAGGUAGGAAAAAGCAUAAAGGUACUGAGAAAGCAGCUGCUACGACUGGUAAAAAGAAGCGUGCCGGGGCCUCCAGUGAAGAAGACGCUGUCGCAUCCGGAAGGUCAGCUGCGAAGAAGAAAGUUCAGCGUAAAGGUACCACCACCACAACAAAUGUUACAAAAGAACAGGAAGAGACUGCCGAUUUGGAUUCAGUGGCCGGCAUGGCACACCCCAGUGAUGUGCUAGACAUGCCGGUGGAUCCUAAUGAACCAACAUACUGUCUGUGUCAUCAAGUUUCAUAUGGUGAAAUGAUUGGUUGUGAUAACCCAGAUUGCCCAAUUGAGUGGUUCCAUUUUGCUUGUGUUGAUCUGAAAAUUAAACCUAAGGGUAAAUGGUACUGCCCUAAGUGCACUCAGGAUAGAAAAAAGAAAUGAUCCACAGCUAAACCACCUUUGAAACCCACAGAUAAGACUGUUACUCUAAAGAAAGAGGUGAAGUGACUUCCUAUAAAAAUUAAAAUAUAAUAAUAAUAUAUAACUCCCAACCAUAUAAGGAAUUGUGAUUUUAUUAUUAUUAUAGUUAUUGUAGUCUAAUGAGUCCAUACUGUUGUGUAAGUCAUAUGACAUUAAAUAAAUCUUACUGCAUUCAUAAAGUGAUACGUCAUUAACACCUUACCAGUGACAUUUUAAUCACUUGAAACCAAAAGGUAGAUCUUUUAAAAACAAUAGAUUUGUUUUGUUAUGUGUGAUAGUAGGACUCAUGACUGUACUACUUGAAGCUGUAGUGCCAAUAAAUUAAAUAUAGAUUAUUGCAGAAUCUGAAAUAUUACAUUAAUAUUGCAUAAUAUAUUCUCAAAUUAUAAAGGCAUUAAAUACAUCUUAAAAUGCAUCAUUAAUACAUUGUUUACUGAAAACAAUUUCUAUUAUUUUAUAGAAAUGAAAACAUGACAAUAAAUUAACACCAUUUUACAAUUUAUACAGCUAUCAAGUAAUUGUUGAAAUAAUUUGUUAAACACAAAUAAACAAAUGUACAUAUAUUUCAUUGAAUUUAUUUUCAAAAUAUUGUAUAAAUUUGGAUUUAAGUACCUACGUGGUGUCUUAAAUAAAAUUAAAAAAUUAUAAUUGAAUGCAAAAUUUAUAGUAUUUACCUAUAUAUGUAUGUCAUCUGAAAGCUAUCUAAUAAACAAGAUCAAUUCCAGUUUGAUACUGAGAUAAUUUGACAGGUGCAAGAAAUAACGUUUUGUAACUCAGUUUUAGCUAAACGUGAUAUACAAUCCAUGCGUUUGUUGAAUUGUAUAAAGGGCUUUUUAAAAAACAGAUUAGAUUUUGACAAAACAUAAAGCCCCAUUACAGAAUUAAAUAUUUUCAGCUGUAAUAAUUAAGUUCUGAAAGUAAAGUUUCAUGUUCUUAAAGCUUUUGAAUAUGAAAGAUUGGUGUGCAGUUGCAUAUUAAGUUAUAUGUAUUGCUAGUAUUGAUCAUGGCUAAGCACAAUUGUAUUAAGAUUAUUUUAGUUUAAUAAGAUUAAAAACCAAAUAAUUGUGUUAGCUAUAUCACAUUAUUGAAAUGGAGAAAAGGAGAUAAGGAUUUUAUUAAAAUCAAUUUGAGCUUUUACAAUUUUUCAUCUCUUUUGACUUCUUUCUGCCCUAAUAUGAUUUAUAAAAUAAUCUUUUGUGAAAAUGCAUCGGAAAUUAGUUUUGUAAAAGAGACAAAUUUAUAUUUCAAAAUUGGUUAAAGUAUGCACGCAAAUUGGGAACAUUUCAUUACACUCUCGCACGUCCCUCCUAUAUUAAUAGUGCCAGGCAUUUUACGUUCACCCUCAUUACUGUAAUCAUAAAAAAAGGGCUUGGUUCAAAGUCUUUCUUUCAUCAUAGUCUGUUGCUCUUGGCAGAGCGGUCGUGAUCAUGUGGAAUUCUUUCUUUAACCAGAUUGAAAUUAAUUUAUUUUUUAUUUUUCUAACAGUAAAUUUUGAUAUAUGUAGAUAGUGAAAUUAAAUAUUGAAACAAGUUAUGGCAGUCAAUUGAAGCAAAUUUAUACUGAAUAUAAUGUAAUAAGUACAUAUUGUAAUUAGAAUUUUUUGAACUGUACAUUGUAGUAGAUUUUGUAUGUAUUAGCUAGAAAUGUAGAGUUUUUUAAAUAUUAAAUGUUUGUUAUUAUAUGCUUCCAGUUUCGUUGUUUUAAAUCGUUCAGUAGAAUUUUUGAUUGUAUUUCAUUAUUUAAAUGUGCUCAAUUUGUUUUAUCACUUGUUUUUAAUCAAAUAGCUAACUCAAUAAGUUGAAUGUAGACAUUCAGUAAAUGUAGUACCAAUAAAUGAUUUUGAAAAGAUUGUAAAAUAUAAUCAAAUAAUUUACAUGAUUAAAUUUUAUUUUAAAAUAA